AUGGCUCAGGUAGCUCAAUUAGGUAAAUUGCCUCGUCAAAUCCUUCCGACAGGAAGAACUCUUGCAUCCGACAGAAAAAGUUUUUCCCGACAACAGGAAGAACUCUUGCAUCCGACAGGAAGAACUCUUGCAUCCGACAGAAAAAGUUUUUCCCGACAACAGGAAGAACUCUUCCAUCAGACAGGAAAAAUUUUUCUUGUUGUUCGUCCGUAA
Trichomonas vaginalis G3 is the source of this 213-nucleotide messenger RNA. RefSeq lists its product as uncharacterized. Bases 1 to 213 code for a protein of 70 amino acids. The transcript has a single exon. The record is from RefSeq and is a predicted model, not a curated record. Lineage: Eukaryota; Parabasalia; Trichomonadida; Trichomonadidae.